Lycium barbarum (goji berry) is the source of this 413-nucleotide messenger RNA. RefSeq lists its product as uncharacterized. Gene Ontology annotation, molecular function: zinc ion binding; nucleic acid binding. The transcript has 2 exons. Bases 2 to 352 code for a protein of 116 amino acids. NCBI's taxonomy places the organism in Eukaryota, Viridiplantae, Streptophyta, Magnoliopsida, Solanales, Solanaceae. The record is from RefSeq and is a predicted model, not a curated record.
GAUGCACUUGACUCAUAAUGAAAGAAUCACAACUCUGGAAGAUGUCCGGAGGCAUCUUGAGUUAGAGGAGGAACGACUUGAGGCUGCAAAGCCAAUAGCUGAGUUGCACAUGGCAACAACCUCCAAAAACAAAGGUGAUCCAAAGCGAAAGAACUGGGGAAAGAAGAGAGGGCCACCUCAAACUCAGCCAGCUCAGCCUGCUAAACGAUCAAAGACUGAAAAAGGAAAGUAUAGACGUCCCAAAUGUGUCAAUUUUGCUAAAGUGAAGUGCUAUAAUUGUGACAAGAAGGGUCACUAUGCUAAGGAUUGCUCUGAGCCUCCUAGAAAGACUCGGGAGCAACGGACCACAUAGCUUGGGAGCGCAAUGCUUUUGUUGAAUUUCGGCGAGUUUCACGUGGAGCAAAGUGGAUAUA